Messenger RNA from Thrips palmi, 6979 nucleotides. RefSeq names its product protein kinase C, brain isozyme (gene Pkc53E). The transcript has 15 exons. Gene Ontology annotation, molecular function: ATP binding; diacylglycerol-dependent serine/threonine kinase activity; zinc ion binding. Gene Ontology annotation, biological process: protein phosphorylation. Lineage: Eukaryota; Metazoa; Arthropoda; Insecta; Thysanoptera; Thripidae. Bases 104 to 2158 code for a protein of 684 amino acids. The record is from RefSeq and is a predicted model, not a curated record.
UUUGAACUUGGUUUGUUAUUGAGAGUCCAGUGCCGUUGUACACGGCAGUGCUGCAGGCGAGCUCUCUGCUUUCAGAGCUGUCAACUGUGCGCUGUUCGCAGGGAUGGCGGACGACGAAAAUGUUCAAGAUGAUGCCCCCGGCGCAGGGGAUAUGAACACAAAAUUCGGCCUGCGACUACGUGGCCGAAAAGGUGCUCUCAAAAAGAAAAAUGUGUACAACGUGAAGGAUCACAAGUUCAUUCCACGCUUCUUCAAACAACCGACCUUCUGCAGCCACUGCAAAGACUUCAUUUGGGGUUUCGGCAAGCAAGGCUUCCAGUGCCAAGUCUGCAGCUUCGUGGUCCACAAGCGAUGCCACGAGUACGUGUCCUUCACGUGUCCCGGCGCCGACAAGGGCCCCGACUCCGACGCCACGAGGACGAAACACCGCUUCAAGGUGCACACGUAUGCCAGCCCGGCCUUCUGCGACCACUGCGGGUCGCUGCUGUACGGAGUCCUGCACCAGGGCAUGAAGUGCGAAGUAUGCGACAUGAAUGUGCACAAGCGGUGCGAAGAGAGCGUCCCCAACUUGUGCGGCUGCGAUCACACGGAGCGGAGAGGCCGCAUCGAGCUCAAGAUCCACACCCAGGGCAGCAAGCUCACCAUCGAAGUACGGCAAGGCAAAAAUCUGAUUCCCAUGGACCCCAACGGCUUGUCGGAUCCUUACGUCAAACUCAAGCUGAUCCCAGACCAAGAUAAUGUCAAAAAGAAAACCAAAACAAUUCGAUCAUCUUUGAAUCCAGUUUGGAAUGAAACAAUUCAAUUUGACCUAAAGCAAGAAGAUAAAGACCGGAGGCUUCUCAUUGAGGUGUGGGAUUGGGAUAGGACAUCCCGUAACGACUUCAUGGGCUCUUUAUCCUUCGGCAUCUCAGAGCUCCUGAAGGCACCUGUUGAGGGCUGGUUCAAACUGCUUACUGAAGAGGAGGGUGAAUUUUAUAAUGUGCCAGUUCCUGAGGAAGGUGCAGACUUAGCACAACUGAAAUCACAAAUGCGGGGAGCUACAAUUAUUAGCAAGAGCAGCCAGCUACGACAAUCGAAAACCUCCUUAAGUAAGAAGCCACCCAUGACAUCAGAUAAAGAGGUGCCUCACAACAUGGGGAAAAAGGACGUUAUAAGAGCAACGGAUUUCAACUUCCUCAUGGUUCUUGGAAAGGGCAGUUUUGGAAAGGUAAUGCUGGCAGAACGAAAGGGUACAGAUGAACUGUAUGCCAUCAAAAUAUUGAAGAAGGACAUUAUUAUUCAAGACGAUGAUGUAGAAUGUACCAUGGUUGAGAAAAGAGUCCUUGCAUUAAGUGCAAAGCCUCCAUUUUUAGUCCAACUUCAUUCUUGUUUCCAAACAAUGGAUCGCCUUUACUUUGUUAUGGAGUAUGUCAAUGGAGGAGACCUUAUGUUCCAAAUUCAACAAUGUGGAAAAUUUAAGGAACCUGUUGCAGUUUUUUAUGCUGCUGAAAUUGCGAUUGGUCUUUUCUACCUGCACUGCCGAGGCAUUGUGUACAGAGAUCUGAAGCUGGACAAUGUGCUUCUGGACCAAGAUGGUCACAUAAAAAUUGCGGAUUUUGGCAUGUGUAAGGAAGGCAUUACAGGAGACAAGACAACCAAGACUUUCUGUGGCACCCCAGACUAUAUUGCUCCUGAGAUAAUUUUGUAUCAACCCUAUGGCAAGUCUGUGGAUUGGUGGGCUUAUGGUGUUUUGUUGUAUGAAAUGUUAGUUGGUCAGCCACCAUUUGAUGGAGAGGAUGAAGAAGAGUUAUUUGCAUCUAUCACUGAUCACAAUGUGAAUUACCCAAAAGGGCUGUCAAAGGAAGCAAAAGACGUUUGCAAGGGAUUCCUUACAAAGAACCCAUCAAAGCGUUUGGGAUGUGGCCCCAGAGGAGAAGAAGAUGUACGUGGCCACACUUUCUUCCGACGUAUCGAUUGGGAGAAGAUUGAGAACCGAGAAGUACAACCACCCUUCAAGCCUAAGAUUAAACACCGCAAGGAUGUCAGCAACUUCGACAAGCAGUUCACUUCAGAAAAGACAGACUUGACACCCACAGACAAGCUGUUUAUGAUGAAUUUGGAUCAGACAGAGUUUAUGGGCUUCUCAUUCCUCAACCCAGAAUAUGUCCAGCAUGUUUGAGCAGUUCUUAUGUUCAGAAAAUUGGAUGAAGCUGGAGAAACAACAUUGAAACCAUGAUUAUACAUCAAGUCGCAGAGAGAGAGAGAAUGUGCUUUUCAAUUUGCAUUCUUUGUGUUUUCUUGCUUUGAAUUGUCGGAUGAAGGGUAAAGAUUGCGGGGAUUUGCGAUGACUGAUGUAGAGCUCAGUGCCCAGUUUGUGGGAUUCAUGGCCUCUGUAGUGAACUUGUGUUAAGAUUUCAUUCGAAGACCUCCUCUAGCUCUAUACAUUUCCCAAUUUUUCCAGGGUUUUUAUACUCAAAGAUAUAAUCAUUCCUAUGGCGGUUAAUGUAAAUGAGAUUCUUCUCUAUUUUGCAUCUGUGCUUGACAUCUGUUCCAUUCUCAAAAUUUAUUAAGACUAUUGAAUUUUAUGAGGUCAUAGAAAACAAAGCUGGGAAAAACAUUCAAUAUGAAUUAUGGUAAUUCCUUGUAUAAAAUUAUCAUUUUAGUUUAAAUACUAAAUACUUUUGUGCAUCACCAAGCAACAAAACUCUUGUCAGGGAAUGUUGUAGGCCAUUUUAUGCCUCUUGUACCUGUGCCAUUUGAUCAAAGUGUCUCAGUAUUGAUCUGUUUCUCAUGUCAUUUUUUGUGUACUUCGCAGCUUUGAUUCUCUCUUAGCCUCUUAUGUUUUAAUUUUCUGAUAUCUAAGUAUCUGAUCAGAUGGAUGUGAAUACUAUCACUCAUAACUGAAUCAAUGCUCUGUUUGUCCUGUCUUUUUACUCAUGGUGUAGUUUUAAUUGGCUAAUUGUAUGAUCAAUAUUUUUGCUGACAGUUUAGUAGAUGCCAAAGCUCGCUAGAAGCAUGAGCAUUUUGAUCUCAAGUAGUUUUGUGCGGUGAGGGUGAGUGAUGGUAUGGACAUAACUCAAGCUCAACUGGAAAGUGUGUCAAAAAUUCUGAGGGCAUUCUUGGCAGCCUUAGAUCUUUAAUUUGAAUGGCAAAAACGAUCUUGAUGCUGCAAAUGUCGCAAUUGCUUUUUGUCAAACUCUACUUUCGAUACUUUUCUUUGUUUUUGUAUAACGGCCAAUGAGUUAGUGCUGUUUGGGCACGGUGCUUGUAAUACUUGUUACUUGGGACCUACGUACUGUACUCGAAGGUUUAAUGCUUUGUUAUUGUUUUGUAUUCUAGAAAUUUUUUCGGCCAUCAUUUAUCUAUGGGUGCCUUGUAUCUUCUUAAGACUUCUGAAUCUGAUUGGAAACAUCUUACCCCAUAGCUUCUUAUUUCUUUGAGGUAUGUGCAUGAGACAAAUCAUAAGUUGUAUUAGCCUUGUAAUACUUUCUUCAUCAUAUUUGAUAGAAGUAGAUUUUUUAAAAUACAUUUCUUAACUGGUCAUUCAAUAAUUUUAGGAUGUAAGAUAUCUAGCAAAAUGAACCAUUCAGAAAAUGUCAUUUUUCGGAUCAUAAAACACACAAAUGUCUGUUACAUGAAACUCACAUUGUGUUCCGGGCCAGCAACCUGAGCUCAUCUUUUGCGCUGUGUUUUCUUAGCACUUGAAAAAGAUGCACUCAAUGUGCACUUUCAAGUGACUUCAUGUCAAAGAUUGCACAUUGAUGCUGUAGUUGUGUACUUUAUUCACUUCACGUCAGUGAUAAUAUUAGGAUUUUCACAAAUACUGGUUCUUACUUCCUCAAACCUUCUCAAUUUGAAAAAAAAAAAUUAUUGUUUGACUAAAAUCUUAAAUCAUUUUCCUGGUUUCAGUGUUAGUGUAGGAUGCCUGUAGAAUGUGAGGAUAUAUUUGCAUUAAGUGUGGGUGCCACUUUUGUAUCAAACACAUGGCCUUCUCUGAAGUUAAAAAAAAAAUGGUUAUCUAAUCUAGUAAUGCUGGGUGCUCUAUUUUUGCUCUCACUUCUAAUUUUAAGCUGCCAUAAAUCCUUCAUCCUAAGUAUGUUAAAGAUGGUGCCUUCUUUCUCUCAGCCAAAUGACUAUCUUUGAGUUUGUGAGUUAGUAAAUUUGAUGAUAGUGUGCAAAUGAGUGGUGAGUUCAACUGGAUGUGUGAUUGAGUGUGUGGAUAAAAGAGAAAUCUAUAUGUGAUUCUUCCUCUCUUUCUUUCUGUUUACUUUUAAUUGUUCUCAAUUUAGACCAAACACAAUUGUGAUUAAGAUUUAACUUUCCCUCACUCUUGUAUGUUAAGCACUAUCUUCCCUGUAUGAACUGCGAUAAUAUUGAUAAUUUUAUUAUUUUUAGAAACAAAUAGUCUAUUGAUUUGCACUGGAAACUGCCAAUUUUAUGUACUUCUUCUUUACAUUCUGUUUUUUUUGAGGUUCUUAAAAAUCUCUCUUUCUUCCCUGCUGUCUUGUGAACUCUACACUGAUAUUAAUGUAGCUUUCUUUUCUGUGCAGUGUUUUGAUUACUUUUAAGUUUCUUUGUCUUGAAGUUCUUCUUGUAUGUGACAUAUCGCCAUGACAGGUCGAGAAUUGUGAAGUAAUUCUUGUUCAAAUCCAUCCACGAUCAUAACAAGUUGUAAAUUUUAGUGGCGUAUUAUACCUAAUAGAUUAAUUCAUCUCUGGAAGUUGUCUCAUGUUGUCAUCAUUUCAUUUUUGAUUGCUUGAUAUGUUCACUGAAAACUAAGUCAAACGAAAAGUGAUGUUUGUGUCCUGGUUCAUUCUUAUCUUCACUGUUUAAGCUGUUCACAAUGCCUCUAAAUCCUCUGACAUUUUCAACAAAUGAAUGAUGACACCGGCCCAUUUCACAAUUUUCCAUUUUCUAUUUUUGUCAUUGUUGUUGUUUUCUUCAUUCAGAGUCAAAUAAAUAUGCAUUUAAGCAAUUUUUAGUGAACAUUUCACAUCUCUCUGCCAUUCCUCUCUGGAGCAAGAGUUGUGGAAUGGAUCAUCAUUGCAGGUUUAAUUCUGUUCCACAGUAACAUUCCUAAGUUGUUAAGUGCCUUUGUUAUCCCAGGAGUAUAUUGCAUCAAUGUUCGCUUCCUGUGUUUUGUUAUUUAUUUAUUAAUAAUUUAUUAUUAACUUACUUUGUUCUACUGUUAUUUGUUAGUUGUGUUACAAAUGUAUAUUCCAACGUCAAUGUGGCAAUAUGGGUUUCUGUAUGUAAUGUGAUUUUCCUUUUUGCUACGUGACUAGCAGUAUCCCAUCAGUAACAAUGAUGUGCUACUUCUAUGAGUUAAUGUAAAUAUUUCUCUACAACUAUGAAACAAUACAUUUUGAAUAUUCUAAACGGCCUAUAAUGAAGUUUAUGUACAAAGUUAAGAAUGGGAAAAAAAGUAAGGCUAUUUUGAUUCUUGUUCACACUAACUAUGUCACACUUUCCUAUGAAGUGCAGGGCUUUUCGUUUAGGUGAAAUCGCCCUUUUAAAAUUUUGAUCAUAAGGGUUUUGAAAACCCGGGCUUUGUUUCCACACUGAAAUAGUGCGUUGAUAAAAUAUUGUUUGUUUCAUUGUUGCAUGAUACAUUACAUGAUUUGUUCGACAAUUGAUCAAUGAUUGAAGUCAUUUUUUGGUUCUUUUGCUUCUUGAAACAUACUUACUUGUACUAGGCAAGGUCACUUACCUCCACCUCCCUCAUCUCAGGAUGUGAAAAACCUGAAGGGAGGUGAACAUACUUUAAACUGGGAAAAAAUUAUUGUGUAAUGUAGUAAAGAAGCAAGUGUUUUCGAACUGCACCUGUGACUUUCUGCACAUAAUUUUAAAAAGAAAACAUGCUGUCUGUCUUUUUCCUUUUUAUAAUUUUGUUUUUAGAAUGUUUUUAAUGGAAAAGCCAAUGGUAGCAACAAAAGAUAUUACUAUAAUUUAUUUGAAAUUCUUUUUUAAGACAAUUUAAGUGCCAAGAGGCUAAGAUUAAUCCUUCUUUCUUGUAUGUAGUUUUUUUGAUAAUAGCAAAAUACUAUUAAGAAGUUAUCUAGCUUUUACAGAAAUGCUCAGAUUUUUUUUCUUUGAGAAACAUUUGUGAAAAUUUGUGAUCUUGUUAUUCUCUCUCAUCUUGAACUGUUUCACUUUGAGUACUUGAAAUUUUAAUCACUUUUUAUCAAAAAAAUUAAAAGUGGUCCUGUUGAAUUUAAACUACCUAUGUGCUUGUAGUAGUGCUGAGCGUUAUUUGCUGAAUGGCUGUAACGUUCCACAACCCACUCUAGUGCUUUAUUGGUUAUGUCCAAUUAUUCAAUAAUUUUGCACCCAAAAAUAAGUGUAUAAUGUUUCUGCACAGAGUCCAUGCGAGAUAAACCGAAGCGGAUUUCUGUUGUAUCCCUGUCCGUUUCUUUUCUUUUUUAAUAAUAAUUCUGGAUUAGAUUCAUCCUGAUUCCACUAAUGAGAGAAACUGUGUUCUUUCAUUUGAUGCUUCAACUUACAUUCAGCAGCCUAUGAGCUUCACAAUGCCAUAAGUCACAAUAUAGUUGCAAAUCAAAUCAUCGAAAAAUUUUGCUGGGAAUCUCUGAGUCCCAAGUGUAUGGAUAUCUGAUUCUAGGCAACUAGUUACUCUUCCAAUUCCUAGUUCUAUCAAAUCUCUGUAUAUUUCCUAGAUCUGUGAUAAAUAUAUCACACAUUGUUCAUGUUUGUUAAUCAAUCUAACUAUAGUCAUUGCUGGUAGACUGAAAGAAAGUUGUUGCUUGAAGUAAAUGGAAAGGGCAUAUCAAAAUGUAUUCCAUAUUUGCAUAAAAAGACUAAAAUUGUUUUGUGAAACUGUAAAUUGUUACUGCUUUUCUUACCAAUAGUACUGCUUGUCAUAAAGAAUACCUGGUAUGCCAGCCAUUAUUGUGUAUCAUGCAUUUGCCUUAAUGAAGGCACAACUUGUUCACUCUAUGCUUUCAAAUAACUAAUUACAUGAACUUAUGUGCCACCUAGAAGA